AUGGCGAGAGCAUCACUGUCCUCUCCGGAAAAGCAACACUUCUUCCAGCCUCUUCUUCCCGGCUUUCGGAGCCACCUCAGCAUUCCUGUGGAAUUCUUCUUCGACCACAUAGAGGGAAAACACGAGGGCAAGACUGUAAAGUUGAUAUCAGAUGCGUCGGAGAGAAAAUGGAAAGUGAAGAUGGAAGGCCAAAGACUCACCCAAGGCUGGAGAGAGUUCGUCGAGGCACAUAAUCUUCGAAUCGGUGACUUUGUCGUCUUCAGACACGAAGGAGACAUGAAGUUCCAUGUCACUGCUCUAGGACCCAGUUGCUGUGAGAUCCAAUAUCCCAUGUCUUGUAAACGCGGCGAAGACGAAGAUGAAAGCGAUGAAACUGAAGUGAAAGUUGAGGAGGAUCUGACAGCAAAACCUAAUCGGUCUUCAUCUGAUCUCAAAUGUUUGAGUCUAACUGUGACAGCUUCAAACAUAUCAAGAGAUUCAGUGGGUUUGCCCACAGCUUUCAUUAAACAAAACGGAUUGGACAAAGGAAGUCAAAAGAUACUUUUGAUGAACGAACAAGGAAAGUCAUGGCCUUCAGAAGUAACGGGCAUGGUGUCUGGUCGGGUUUCCAUAGUUCGAGGUUGGAAACGUUUCUGCACCGCAAAUGAACUAAAAGCUGGAGAUUCUUGCACAUUCACACUGCUCCAGAAGAACGAAAAGCCUGUGUUUCGGCUCUCCAGCCGCACAAAGGCGGAGCCAAAGAAGAAGAUUCGGUCCGCGGAAGAAAACGUGGCUGAAAAAACUGGACAUAACCGGUUUGUGAAGUUGACUGUUUCACCUAACAGCCUUGAGAGUGGUAAACAGUGUCUACCGCUAGGUUUCACGAGAGUAAACGGACUCGACAAGCCGGGGAAAUUAAUCCUGCUGGACAAAAAUAGUGUUGAGUGGUCUAUGAAACUUAAGGUUGGUAAUAAUGGUGGAUCAAUGUAUAUUCGUAAUGGUAAUGGUUGGAAAAAUUUCUGUGCCGCGAAUGAAGUAGGCGCAGGGGAGUGUCUAACUUUGGAGUUGAUCCGAGGAGGCGCAAGACCUUUGCUCAAGUUCUGCUCCAAGAUGGAACAAUUAGCAUGUGAAGCAAUAAAGGCUCGGUCACACAAGAGAGCUCGAGUCCAAAACAGGAGUCAGGAGACUAGACCGAAGCUUGAGGUAAGGGAGACUGCAGAAGGAGAAUCCUCUCGUCGCAGUAGAGCAUCUAACCAAGGGAACUUGCCGCAUACGCAACCUUGCUCUGUCUCGGAUCAGGUGGCUAAGGUGAAACAGAGUGUUGUAGAUGCUUUAACUUGUGUCAGACGGUUUCAAACCCAGCUCGAGACAAUGGAUAAUAAACUAGAAGAUUCAUUGCGGGAGAUUGACAACUUAGAGAGGAGAACUGGAGAAGACAAUGGGAAUAAAAGAACAACCUCAACCUCAAGUAACAAUCAAGUUUAA
Messenger RNA from Microthlaspi erraticum, 1464 nucleotides. Lineage: Eukaryota; Viridiplantae; Streptophyta; Magnoliopsida; Brassicales; Brassicaceae. The record is from the annotation of a GenBank genome assembly.